AUGAUCGCUGGCUCCAUAGCUGCCGUCCUGAACGCCUGGUUCCGCGUGGCGAGUCCGUCGUUGACGAUCUGCCUGUUCUCGGAGUUUGCUAUAGGAAUUCGCUUGGGUAUGCAAAUUGGCUCCAGCCCCAUUGGGCUUGAGUGUCAUGGACAAAAUCCUGCCAUCGGCCUGAGACUUAUUUUAGCAAACUUGUACCAUUCACCGGCUACGGCACAAUCUUACCUUCUGGUUGUGGAAAUUUGCGACCGCGUUCUCCGCCGUCCACUUGUCUUGGAAGGCAAACUCGGCCGUGACAUUUGGGCUUUGCCCAGUGACUCGGCAACUGAGCAUUGGUUGUCGGAUGGUCGCCUGGGCAUUCCCAGACUCAAGCGCACUCAGAAGACGUUCGGCAUUGUGCUGCUUCUUAUUUGCGGGGUUGCGCGCGUGCGCGCAGAUGCGACUGUGGCGGUAGCUGGGUUAGGAUUGGGCUUAUUGGUGUGGUUCGGACGCGAAGAGGUCGAAGCGGAGCGCUACAUGACAAGGAGGAAAUUGUCAGAGAUUCUUCGUCUUCAUGCGUCCGAGAUCUGGGACGAUGGGUCUGAAUAUACCUUAGGCAAACCGAUCCGGCUGGCCAAGCUCCCGGGUUUCGCGGUCGGUGUCUUGCUCACCGCUCCAGGCCCUGGUGCACUUGCGCGUCGAUCCUUCUUAUUUCUGUUCUUUCCCAAGAGUUGA
Messenger RNA from Penicillium maclennaniae, 711 nucleotides. RefSeq lists its product as uncharacterized. Lineage: Eukaryota; Fungi; Ascomycota; Eurotiomycetes; Eurotiales; Aspergillaceae. Bases 1 to 711 code for a protein of 236 amino acids. The record is from RefSeq and is a predicted model, not a curated record. The transcript has 2 exons.